GUCACACCACCCUGGCCACAUAGUGUGGAAGGGGUGGCCACAUUUGGCGUACCACCUGGCACAGGCCACACGUAAUUAACUUUGGCAGGUAAUCAGCAGAGAAGUGAUUAAGUGUGGUGUUGGUCGCACCACUGUUUGGACCGUAGGGAGUAGUGGCAGGGAGGGAUGGCAGGGAAGGAGGUAGAGAGGAAAAGAAAUAGUGUAUUCUUCCUAGCAUCGUGUGCAUCCUAGCAUGGUGUACGUGCUAUCGUCGUGUACAUCACUGAGCAGUGUACACGUUUUCCUAGCCUUACUAUGUCACAUGUACGUAACGUGUUUGUCUUCGUUUCAUUGCGGUACGACAUUGGUAACCACAACUAUCCUUAGAUCAACGUUAUACAGUCUCCAUCCCCACGACUUUGUAUUUGACUGACGAAGGUUGCUGGUCAGGCACAACGUCAGUCAGUGAAGAUAUCCGGGUGUUGCACACGCGUCCUGCUUAUCACCUGGUCGGUGUUGUGUUCCAUUUUGAUACGAGGAUUGCAAGACCUGGCUAGCUAUGAAGUGUUUUAAUCUUUCAGGUGUCAAGAGAACGAUUUACCCUCCAGGUCACCACCGCGUGCGGCAGUGAAGGUGCUACUGGAGUUUGUCACUGAUGGUUUUUACACAUGACUAUAAGAGAGGUGGAACACUGUGUGUAGGAGAGGUGAAACUGUGUACAACUAUGGAGACUGCGUGGGUAACCUUAUAAGUGGGGUGAAGCGGAAAGUGUUGACAUGUGUUGGAGUGGCUGGCUUCAUGCAACACAAGGUCGCUAGAAAACACUUUAUCAUUUGAUUGGUUGGUUAGAUUGCGGCCGCUUGUGGCGGCGCGCGAUCUUUUGCCAAUUUCGGCUUGAUCUGUCGCCACCUGCGGCUUGAUCUGUCGCCACCUGCGGCUUGAUCUGUCGCCACCUGCGGCUUGAUCUGUCGCUACCUGCGGCUCGAUCUGUCGCCACCUGCGGCAGCUGCGUUGCGGACGGUAGAUGCGGGUGCGGUGUGCGCCGUGGCGGUGGCGGUGGAGUGGGGAGAGAGGGAGGAGGGGCGAGGGAGCACCGACUACCUCUCCCCCAUGGUGGCCAGGGAGAUGGUGGAGGGGCGCGGCCCCCUGGGGGUAAUGAGCGAGAGCCUCACCCCCUUCACUUACCUGGGGGAGGACCUGGGGGGCAGCCCCAUGGUCUCUCCCCGCUCCUCCCCGCGUGCCAGCCCCCGCUCCUCACCAAGAGUGAGCCCCAGAGCCUCCCCCAGGGUGAGCCCCCGUUCCACCCCCAGACGCAGGUCCAGGGCGCUCUCCAGGGAGAUCACGCCCCUGGAGGAACUCAUCGUGGUCUCUGUACCCUGCAGGGAGCUCAAGGUUGAGAAUGUGCGCCUGCUGGACCGGUUCAGCAACAGAAAGUCGACGGGGACCUUGUACCUGACCGCCACUCAUCUCAUCUUCGUCGACCCGGACGCUAAGAAGGAAACUUGGGUGAGUGUAGCACCUGCCUCUCCCCAAGAGAGCUGUAUGAAUGUACUACUUCAGCAAGGAAGGUGUGUGAAUGUAUGACUUAAGGGAACCUUUUUAUAAGAGUAUUUGAUCUACUCAAUAGUUACAUUCCCAUCUGUAGUAUGUAAGUGUAAACACUAAUCGUCCCAACUGAAGCUGGUUUACAUUCAAACAGUAAAAUAAAUCCCAAAGGAAACUGUUACUUUCAUUCACUCAUAAACACGAUCAUACACGCUCAUACACGGCAUUCGAAUGCCGAGUUCUCUACCAUCCUAAACCUCCUUCAGCCUAUUCUUCCAACCCUUCCCUCCUUAACUCUCUUCAUCCAUCCUUUUCCUCCUCCUUCCUUUCAUCCACCCAUUCCUCCCAACUCCUUCCAUUCAACCCGGAUGUAUCCACUCUUAUUCAAACUAUCUUACUGUAGUCUUCUAAAUAACCAAAGUAACUCAACAACACACUGACCCCUGAUUCCUGCCUGUCAACCUACACACUGCCUCACUGCCCUCACACUCGCCCUUGGUUCCUGCCUGUCAACCUACACACUGCCUCACUGCCCUCACACUGACCCCUGGUUCCUGCCUGUCAACCUACACACUGCCUCACUGCCCUCACACUGACCCCUGGUUCCUGCCUGUCAACCUACA
Molecule: messenger RNA, 2147 nt
Organism: Cherax quadricarinatus
Lineage: Eukaryota; Metazoa; Arthropoda; Malacostraca; Decapoda; Parastacidae
Source: RefSeq, a predicted model, not a curated record